Molecule: messenger RNA, 3378 nt
Organism: Lachnellula hyalina
Lineage: Eukaryota; Fungi; Ascomycota; Leotiomycetes; Helotiales; Lachnaceae
Gene: utp22
Product: U3 small nucleolar RNA-associated protein
Exons: 3
Coding region: 1-3378 (1125 amino acids)
Biological process (GO): tRNA export from nucleus; rRNA processing
Cellular component (GO): UTP-C complex; CURI complex; small-subunit processome
Source: RefSeq, a predicted model, not a curated record
AUGUCGCAUAUCCCUUCGAAAAGACGGAAGCUGGACCAUGAAAUAUCAGACGAAAGCGACGAAUCGCCCAAUUCCCCAUCAAAUGAGCUCCAUUCGGCAUUUCAGGAUUCCGACGAAGAAGUCUUAGACGUUCAUGCGCCAGCCACCACGGCAAAGCAGGCACAACCACAACCACAUUCGCAGCCCAAGCGGGCGAAAGAUGAUGAUGAAAGCGCCUUAUAUGCAGUGGGGCUUUACAAGUCCAGCAUGUUCAAGCUCCAGGUCGAUGAAAUGCUGGCAGAAGUCCGCCCAAACUAUGGGAAAAGGUUCACCGGCGCAGAUGAUGCUUUGCGCCAGUUGAAGAGUGUGAUAGAAGCCAUUGAAGAUCGAGAAGCACUCUCUGUUAUCGAUGCUACAAAACUUCUCCAAAAGUCUCAUAAGGUCACAAUUCCCUUUCCGGAUCCCAAGCCUGACAAGAAUGCUGCCUAUAAGUUAGCAUAUGCAAAACCUUCCAACAUAAACAUCGUUGGGAGCUACGCACUGAAGGCUAUGGUGAAAGCGGAUUCUGUGUUGUCUAUUGAUAUGGUCAUUGUUAUGCCAGAGUCAAUAUUUCAAGAGAAAGACUAUUUGAAUUACCGCUACUUCUAUAAGCGUUCGUAUUACUUGGCUUGUCUUGUUGCCGGUAUCCAGGAGACCCUAAAGGACCAGUUUUCACUGGAUUUUGAAUAUCUCAAUGGGAACACCCUUCAUCCAAUCUUAGUAGCCAAGCCCAAGUCAAACAAGGAGAAAUCGCCAUUAAACUAUAGGAUUAAUAUCAUCCCUGCUGCUCCUCAGACUCUUUUUUCAGAAUCGAAACUACGUCCAACAAAGAACGCAGUCCGGCCAAAAGAAAACGCAGGAACUGAAACAACACUUCCACCAACCCCAUUUUAUAACGCCUCUUUACGGUCGGAUGCCAACUUUGAGGCGUAUCUCAAACUCCUUUAUUCUGCAUCGAGACAAUCAGCCGGGUUUGUGGACGCCUGUCUUCUUGGCCGUAUCUGGCUCCGGCAAAGAGGGUUUGGAAGUGAUGUCUCCGAGGGAGGCUUUGGUCAUUUCGAAUGGGCCUCCUUUACUGCUCUCUUAUUGAAAGGCGGUGGUUCGAAGGGCCAUAGUGUUCUUUCUCCAGGAUACAGCAGCUACCAAACAUUCAAGGCUGUUGUCCAAUUUCUGUCAACUACCGAUUUGACUAGCAAACCCUUGAUUUAUGAAUCACCGGACUUUUCAGGUACCAAGUCAGACGUUCCAGUGUUUUAUGAUGGACCAAGAGGGCAGAACAUACUAUAUAAAAUGACGCCAUGGUCAUAUGCGCUCUUGCGAGAUGAAGCCAAAGCUUCUCUAGAUAUGCUAAACGACGCAGCCUUCGAUCAGUUUGAGUCAACUUUCAUAUUGAGAACGUCACAGCCUCUUCAAAGAUAUGAUUGCAUCCUGAGUCUUCCUGUACCAGCAAAGACUUUUGAUUCACCCACUUGCGAUCACGUUUCUCAGGUCACCAGGUUUAGUCUUCGUCUUUUCGAUGUCCUCCGAGAAGGUUUGUCCGAUAGGGUAAAACUUAUUGACGUUAAAUCUUCGAAAUCUUCCUCUUGGUCUACCAAGUCAUCUGGCCCAACCCUACCUGGACAGUCAUUGCUAGUUUCUGUUGUUUUUGAUCCAGCAAACAUUGACCGCUUGGUUGAUCAUGGACCAGCUGCUGAAGAAAAGAGGAAGGCAGCAAAAUUCCAGAAGUUCUGGGGCGAGAAAGCGGAGCUAAGGCGGUUCAAGGAUGGUAGCAUUCUUGAGAGUUUGGUUUGGAAAACAGGAUCAACCUACUCUAUCUUCCAGGACAUCGUCUCUUACCUGCUUAAACGCCAUUUUGAUGAAGAGGUAAGCCUAGGCCUUAGAUUAAUUGGGGAGAGUUUUGAUAAAGCUCUGCCAUCUUCGGCAGCCAGCUCAAAGCUUUUUGAGACCCUCAAGCAGGCUUACAAUACCUUUGAGAAAAAUGUGAGAGAUCUCGAGGGCCUUCCGCUGCAGUUGCGGCAGCUUUCGGCAAUUAGCCCGCAGCUUCGAAAUUCAUCUAUCGAUCCACCAUCUUUCAGUCCGCAAAGGCCAUUGAAGACGCCUGCGGCUGUGUUGAUUCAAUUUGAAGGAUCCGGAAGAUGGCCGGACGAUAUCGUAGCUAUCCAACGGACGAAGAUAGCCUUUUUGCUCAAGAUCGGAAGCCUUCUUCAAGAUGCUGAUGCUAGCAUUACAACUCGAGUGGGUCUUGAGAACGAAGAUCGAAAACUGCAGAAUUGUUCUUUUCUGGAUGUGAUAUACGAAUCUGGGGCUGUGUUUCGACUUCGGAUUCACAAUGACCGAGAGCAGACUCUACUGGAGCGGCUAGUCAAGGACAAGUCUACGGAUCCCCGAACUCGAGAAGAUGCUGUUGCGGCAUCUUCUCUUUACAAGAGAAAUUUCAUCCAACUUCCUCUUCUCAAUCAAUCCAUUUCCACUCACUGCACCCGGUUUCCACUGUUGUCACCAACAAUCCGGUUGGUGAAGCUAUGGUUCGAUCGACAUAUGCUCUCAGGGCAUGUUAGCGAGGAGCUCAUAGAACUCAUCGUUGCGAGUAUUUUCCUGCAGCCAUACCCGUGGCGAGCUCCUUCAUCUGUAAUGACGGGCUUCUUGAGAACACUGAUGUUCAUCACGAGAUGGGAUUGGCGCCUCGUGCCCCUGAUUGUUGACUUCACUGGAACAAUGACAAGCAAGGACGUGUCUUCAAUCAACACCAGAUUGGAAGCGUGGCGAAAGAUUGACCCGGGCAUGAAUCGAACAGUCCUCUUCGCUGCAUCAAACCACGAUACAACUGGUGUGGCAUUUACCGACAAGGGGCCAUCAAGAAUGGCUGCUGCCCGUAUGACGGCUCUAGCUGUAUCUGCUUAUAAACUAGUCAAGGACAAAGGUGUCGAAUUGGAUCAGCGAUCACUUUUCGCGACAUCCACAGCUGAUUAUGAUUUUGUGGUUCAUAUCUCACCAAGGUUUGCCGCUGAUCAAAAAAGAAAGGAGGCUUCCAAACACAAGUUCAAGAAUUUAGAAGUACAAUCCGAAGCGAAUCUGGAACUCGUUGGCUAUAAUCCUGUACAGCUCUACCUCAGCGAGCUCGAAAAGCUUUACGCAAACAGCGUUGUGUUCUUCCAUAGUGAAGUUUCAGGCUCCGUCAUUGCAGGGUUAUGGAAUCCACAGCACGUGGUUCCUCAUUCGUUCAAGGUGAACAUGACAUAUGCUACGAAUAUAUCUGGAGAUCCGGAGGAGGGGAAAAUCGGGAUCGACAAAUCGGCGAUACUGUUGGAGAUCGCAAGGCUAGGAGGAGACAUGGUGUCACGCAUUGAAGUUAAUCGAUAG